Messenger RNA from Fusarium odoratissimum NRRL 54006, 985 nucleotides. RefSeq lists its product as uncharacterized. The record is from RefSeq and is a predicted model, not a curated record. The transcript has 3 exons. Bases 208 to 888 code for a protein of 226 amino acids. Lineage: Eukaryota; Fungi; Ascomycota; Sordariomycetes; Hypocreales; Nectriaceae.
UGGCUCGACGAUUACCUGAGCAUCGCUGACCAAUAUCAUCAUAUGCAAUGAAACACCAAGAAAUGCACUUACUAAAAGUCGAGAUGCAGUAUUGGUAAUGUGUGAGGGUAUAGAUAAAUAGCACCUUUUCUCGCUUGACCAUCAAUAUCGUCACACAAUUUCCAAGCAUCACAUCAUUCAGUAUCACACUAACAGCUCAUCAACAACAUGUCUUCUCCCAUCGUCCUCAUCUUCGGCGCCGGUGCCAAGGUCGGCAAAAGUGUCGCCCAAGCCUUUAGCGCAAAAGGCUACAGGCUCGCUCUGGCUUCCCGAUCGCAAGACCCAGCAACCUCAACCGACAAGGAGCUACAUAUCCCUACAGAUCUUAGCGACACAGACUCUGUCAUCCAGGCCUUUACCAAGGUCAGGAGCGAGUUCGGUCAUCCCCACGUCGUCAUUUACAACGCUUAUCAUGGCGGCCCCAACGACCCCAACGACAUUUUCGAAGUUCCCUUGGACAGCUUCAAGACAAGUGGAACAGUCAACAUUUUUAGCGCUUACGCCGCAGCUCAAGAAGCUGUAAAAGGUUGGAAAGACUUUCCCGCCAACAGCAGCCCGACGUACAUCUACACUGGAAACAUUGAGAAUGAGAUGCGUAUUCCAUCAAUCAUGUCGCUAGGUGUUGGAAAGGCUGCGGCUGCUUGGUUCAUUGAGGUCGCUGCUACUUCAUACAAGGACAAAGGCUUCAAGUUCUACUAUGCUGAUGAGAGAAAGGAGGAUGGCACGCCUAUGUAUAGUGGAGCAACUGCGGAAGGUCAUGCUCAGUUCUAUGUUGAGCUCGCUGAGGGUAAGGAGCAGCAGGUUUGGCAGCAGACAUUUGUCUCUGGGCAAGGCUACAAGAAGUUCUAAUUGGCCAUGUAUCGUAAAUAGAGAACUUGGCCUAUAGUUUCAGUUAAACACUCCUACUGCUACACGUUCAAUUAAUAAAAAGGCUCAUAGUUUCUCG